This is a messenger RNA of Paraglomus occultum, 1029 nucleotides long. NCBI's taxonomy places the organism in Eukaryota, Fungi, Glomeromycota, Glomeromycetes, Paraglomerales, Paraglomeraceae. The record is from the annotation of a GenBank genome assembly.
AUGGACACAGAUAGACCCGCUUCCUCAAAAAUGUUCGAUAUCUCAGACACAGAUUCUGGUAUAUCAUCUGAGAUUACUGAAGCUGAACCAGAAGUCAACAGUCCAACAUAUUCGUCAUCCUUCAUGGAUCCAAUCGAGGCUGCUAUGAAACCAGAUAAUGUGCUAGAAAAGUUUGUAGAAGUCAGCGGAAAACGUUAUUUGAACGAUAACACGGUUAAAUGUUAUUUGCCCGCAGACCGAGAAGAAGGAAUAAGGGAGCACGACCGACAUUAUAUAGAUAGAAUUGUAUGGGAAGGUAACUACUCUGCUCCCGUUUCCGAAAAUCUAUCAUUAGGAGCAAGUGUUCUUGAUGUUGGUUGUGGUGCAGGAGCAUGGGUAAUAGAUACUGCGUUGGAUUACUCCGAAUCAGUAUUCGUUGGAAUAGACAUCGUUCCUUCAUUUCCCGAAAAUCAUCCACCCAAUACUGUAUUUUUUAAAUGUAAUGUUCUGAAUGGUCUGCCGUUUCCAGAUAAUACAUUCGAUUUUGUUCGACAAGGACUCUUACUAGUCGGGAUCGAUUGGCAAUUAUGGAGAGACAAGGUGGUAAGCGAACUAACAAGAGUAACUAAACCCGGAGGUUAUAUCGAAAUUAUGGAUGUAUACGAAGAAAGUACAAAUCCGGGAAUAAUAAGCGGAAAAAUAGACACUUAUUUAUUCGAAAAUCUCCGUAAAGCCGGAAUCAACCCAGCAUCCGGUACAGGCGUAAUAAAAACGUUUAAUGGGUUCAAAGAUAAAGUAAUUGUAGCACCCAUAGAAGUAAGAACAUAUCAUUUGGGAAAGAAAGCAGGUAGAAUAGGUGAGGCGACAUUGAAAUGUAUGGUGGACGCAUACAGAGCAAUGAAAAUCAUUUUCGCUCACAUUAUGAGGGUCACAGAAGAAGAGUUUGAAGAGAUUUUAAUCGAUUUUGAAAAGGAAUGUAAUGAAGCUACGCUCUGCAAAACACGAUACCGUGCCAUUAUUCAAAAGCGUUUGGAUGCGUACGAUAAUUGA